GUAAAGUUGGUGUGUAUUGGUAAAGAUAUUUAUAAAUGUUUAUAAGAAUAUAACAUUCCACCAACCAAAGUAAUUUCCAUUAAGUAAAUACUACUGUGUCAAUAAUUAAGGUUCUGAUUGUACUUAAGGGACAUAAUAAACAAAAAGGUCCAAGAAUAUUAGUUUCAGUGAUAUAUUUAUUAGUUACCUAUACAUAUAAAAUAAAUUAAUUUAACAUGACCCUUACCUACUGUAGUGUUCCUACCUGCUCUAAUAUAGUAAGUGACAAUUCAAAACUAAAUUUCCACUAUUUACCAAGGCCAGGUCAACGCAUUAUUACCUAUGAUAAGGAUGGCCACAAGAUAUACCGCGAAAGAAGGGAUAUAUGGCUAGAAAGAAUAAAACUACCAGACAUAAAAUAUCAUAAAUCUGCAAUAAUCUGCUCUGAACAUUUUACUGAUAAUGACUACUUUAGGAGAAGCACCCAUAGUCAUACCCCUAAAAGUUCAUACAACUCCAUAGUUAUUCUUAAACCAAAUGCUGUACCUUCAGUAAAUCUUCCACCAGAUGUUAAUACUAACCAACAGUUGGUAAGAGAGAAAGACUGGGAACUAGAGUAUGAAAAUUUGAUGCACUCUGCUGGUGCAGAAACAUUAAAGACUUUAGUAAACAAGAUGCGUAACUAUCAUUUGGAAAGAAUGUAUGAUAUGUUGUUUGGCGAUAUGAAGGAGGAAUGGAUUAGAACUAAGCCAACUCUAGGUGGUUAUGUUUAUACAUGUUAUGCAUGUCGACAUUUAUUUUCGUCAUUUAAAAUUCUUCAAGAUCACCUUAAUGUUAGAAUACUAGUGCUAAAGUAUAAAUGUUCCGGUUGUCAGGACAGAUGUUAUACAUUCUAUAAUCCAUGUGUCCUUUUAUUACACAUGCGUAGUCACUUCACAUCCGAUUGCAAUCCAAUAAAUCUUAAUGACAUACGAACUGAUAUUUUGCCUGUAGAACUAGCUGGUUUUUUCCCAAUUCCCGAAGUACCUGUACUUUACGAAAAAGAGGAAGAAAUGUUAACGGACAAUACUUACAUUGAUGUUCAGUUCUAUAGCCCGAAAAAGGACCAAAAAGGACAAAAUGUAAUAGAACUAAUAGGCGAUACCGUCGUAUUUGUUGAAAAUAAUGAAUUGUUAGCAUUGAAACAAGUGUGUAAGAACGUACCAAAGUGUCAGUUCGUAACUAUAGAAGAGCACAACCAACUAAGAGAAAGCUGUCAAACUGAAGUUGAAGCUACCGUAAAAGAAGAAAUUUUGGAUUAUGUUGAGCAAUUUACUCUGCCCGUUAUCUCUAAAGUAGAAACUGUGCGGGAACAUCCGUUUACCCUUAUACCAAUUAAUUGCAUUGAUUGUGAAAAAUGUCAUCAUCACGAAACAUCGCUUUCUAGGCACUACCAAGGAUUGCAAAAACCUGAUAAUCCUAGCCUGACAUGUGACACGUGUAACUUUAUAGCUCCGACUAACUGUUCUUUCUUAGCGCACUGUAGACUACACACUAAGACAGCACCGCAUGUAUGUCCUGAGUGUGGGAAGGUUUUUGAUGAUUCUGUGGAUCUUCGUAAGCAUCUCGACGAUGUUUGCUUCCAUUUUGCUAAGCAAGUCAAGAUGAGUUGUCCAGCCACUAAAUGCAGAAAGCUAUUUUCUACGCGCAAAAAUUUUAUUCUCCAUUUUAAGAAGACUCAUUUUAACGUUGGAAUAAAUUGUGAAUCGUGUCGCUUUGUUACCUAUUCUGCCCAAGAAGGUGAUAAGCACUUUAAACUGAAUAAUGGAGACUGUGAGUUAAUUAAUAUUUACACUUGUGACGUCUGUAAAUUAUUUUCCGCUUCGAAUGAGUCCGAGAUGCAUGGACAUGCAAAAUUUCACUAUUCGCAAGUAAACUGUAAAGUAUAUGUGUUUGUGUGUACAUACUGUCGUAAGAAUUUUAGAUCUGAUAUUACUUAUUCGGCCCACCUGCAAAGGUGUACCUCGAGGAAAUCGUUUAGUUCUGCUGGCAAGCUUCGUCUGGUUAGAACCUUGUCUUGUGUCCUAUGUAAAGAUAAAUUAACAACCGAUGAACAAGUGCGUCAUAAUACCUUGUGCAAAUACGCUAAUCCAGUAGUUAUAGCAUACAAGUUGAGCGAGUCUUAUAUAAACGCCAUGACGGAUGGGAGCAAUCAUUUGAUCAAAUCACCCAAGUCAAACGACUGUGUAGAAAUUACUAAAAAGAGAAGAAAAAAGUAUCUUACUGACAUAAGUAAACGUAGGAAGCCCGAAACUCGCCCAGAUUUAAUAGCCGAGAAACCCAGGAAAUUUGAUGGUACGUACCAUUGUGAGCUGUGUGAUUAUAGUAGUGCAGAUCGGAGUGAUUUUCACGCUCACAUUAGAACUCAUAGGGAUAUAUCCUCACCUUACCAAUGUAUGGAAUGUGGAGAGUGUUUUGUCGUUAAGCCCACGCUGUUCAAACAUUUGCGUCAUUACCACAAUAUUAGCGAUCAUGAAUAUUAUAUGAAAUGCAACGACUGCUUUGAUACAGCUGCGGUAAAGAUGAUGGAAACAUCUAUUUAACUAGUCACGACAGCCAUUUUUAAACGCUCUUUUCCGAUGAUUUUGCGUGUCAAAAAGCAUAUCAGUUUCUUCUCAUGGUGCCUAUCCGUUACGGAUAUUGGACACUAACAAGUCUUUAUAUUCAAACUCUUCCAGUUGUUUUUCAGUGAGAAGCGGUUGCCACCGUCUUCUUUUGAGCAUCCUUCGGAUUGUAGAUGAACUGCUUAUCUCUUUCCUUAGACAUAGGCACAGCUAUAUCUUAAACUCCAGUAUUUGAGAUUCUAUUGUGUUCAAGGAUUUUUUAUGACUUCCUCCAUCAAUGCGACUCCACCAUAUUUUAGCUGUUUAUCGGGUAUUUUACUGAAUUUCUCGGUAUUUGUAGAUCUACAUUUAACUGGAUAUUUAGUGUUAACGCUUGUGUAUUGCACUCAUGCCUUUUAAUAAAUCUGUUAGGUAUUCUGUCCAUCUAGUGGUACUCAUAUGUGUACUUGCAAGUAUCUCAUUGCCUUUUUUGUGUUAAAUUCUUAAAUGUUCUACAUAUUUGCUCUGCGCUCCAUAGAAAUCGUUCUCUAACUGCUUUGAGUAUGUUUCCCAGUGCUUCGCUCAUUUUCUAUUUUAAAUUCAAAAUAUUUUGUAAAUCUAACUUCGUUUGUACAAUACUGGAAUAGUUUCUGCUUGACGGCACAAGGAAAUCUGAGCUUCCUUUCCUAUUUUUGUUUUUGCUAUCGCGCGAUUAUUUUUUAAGUACCAGAACUCGUUUAUCCGAUUGUACGUAUAUAAAAAAAUCAAACUACGUGAGAGGUCCGGUGCCAAAAAACAUUUUAAAAUUCUCUUUAUAUGUAUCUAACGAAACUUAGGGAGAAUCAAUGCACGGGUUGCGUUUCUA
Molecule: messenger RNA, 3426 nt
Organism: Diabrotica balteata
Lineage: Eukaryota; Metazoa; Arthropoda; Insecta; Coleoptera; Chrysomelidae
Source: the annotation of a GenBank genome assembly